UCCCGCCCUCAAAUUCAACUGGGAAUCUCAGAGACUUUUAGAGAACACCUAAUUCUUUCUAUUUACUAUGUCCCUCAACAUUCUUAUCGUGGGUAACGGUGGCCGUGAACACGCCAUUACCUGGAGACUUUCGCAGUCUUCCUCGGUGAAGCACAUUUAUGUUGCUCCUGGUAAUGGAGGAACUGCCUUAGAAUCCAAUGUUACCAAUGUUCCUGAACUUUCAGGAGCUCCAGAACAUUUCGACCAACUUCAAAAGUUUGCCGUUGAGCAUUCCAUUGAUUUGGUUAUUCCUGGUCCAGAACAACCUCUUGUUGAUGGUAUCACCUCCAUCUUCACCAAGGUUGGUAUCCCAGUGUUUGGUCCAAGUGCCAAGGCUGCCCAAAUGGAAGGAUCCAAGGCCUUUUCCAAGGUUUUCAUGGACAAGCACAACAUUCCAACCGCCCAAUUUGCCAACUUCACUGACGUUGAUGCCGCUAGAGAACACAUCAAGAACUGUGAUUACAAGAUGGUGUUGAAAGCUGAUGGAAUUGCCGCUGGUAAGGGAGUUUUGAUCCCAGAAACCAAGGAGGAAGCCCUUGCUGGACUCGACGAAAUCAUGGUCGCCAAGAACUUUGGUUCUGCCGGUGAUGAGAUUGUCAUUGAAGAGUUUUUGGAAGGUGAUGAACUCUCCAUCUUGACCUUCAGUGAUGGUUACUCUUUCUUCAACUUGCCAGCCGCCCAAGAUCACAAGAGAAUCGGUGACGGGGACUCUGGAUUGAACACUGGUGGUAUGGGUGCCUACGCCCCAGCCCCAAUUGCCACUUCCAAGGUUAUUGCCAAGAUUAACGAAACCAUCAUCAAACCAACCAUCGAUGGUAUGAGACAAGACGGAUUCCCAAUGUGCGGGAUCCUCUUCACCGGGAUCAUGUUGACCCCCUCCGGUGAACCAAAGGUUUUGGAGUACAAUGUGCGGUUCGGUGACCCUGAAACCCAAACUGUGCUCCCAUUGUUGACCAAGGACACAGACUUGGCCCAGGUCAUGUUGGCCUGUGCUGAACACAGAUUGGAUUCAGUCAAGAUCGCCACUGUUCCAGACUUGUACUCCACCACCGUGGUGAUGGCUGCUGGCGGGUAUCCAGAGUCGUACGGCAAGGGUGACAAGAUCACCGUCAAGAAGAGUGACGACGAAAAUGUCCACAUUUUCCAUGCCGGUACCGCCGUUGUUAACGGUGACGUGGUCACUGCCGGUGGUAGAGUCAUUGCUGCCACUGCCACUGCCUCCAGCUUGAAGGAAUCCGUCAACAAGGCUUACGCCGGUGUUGACCUCGUUUCCUUUGACAAGAAAUACAACCGUAAGGACAUUGCCCACAGAGCAUUCAGAGACUCUGAAAAGGUUGGUGGUGUCACCUACGCCGACGCCGGUGUUUCCGUAGACAACGGUAACCUUCUUGUCGAGACCAUCAAGGCCAAGGUUAAGUCCACCGCCAGACCAGGUGCCGACUCCGACAUUGGUGGAUUUGGUGGUCUCUUUGACUUGAAGAGCGCCGGAUACUCCAACACUGACGAAACUCUUCUUGUUGCUGCCACCGAUGGUGUUGGUACCAAGUUGAGAGUUGCCCAAAUCAUGGACAUCCAUGACACCGUCGGGAUUGAUCUUGUUGCCAUGAACGUUAACGAUUUGGUGGUACAAGGUGCUGAACCAUUGAUCUUCUUGGACUACUUUGCCACUGGUAAGUUGGACAUUGAAGUUUGUGCCAAGUUCGUCAGCGGGGUUGCUGACGGUUGUAUCCAAGCCGGUUGUGCCCUUGUUGGGGGUGAAACCUCCGAAAUGCCAGGUAUGUACGAUGCUGGCCAUUACGACACCAACGGUACCUCUGUUGGUGCCGUUACCAAGGGAAAGAUCUUACCUAAGAUCGAAGAAAUGGGUGCCGGUGAUGUUCUUAUCGGUUUAACUUCCGACGGUAUCCACUCCAACGGGUUCUCCUUGGUUCGUCACAUCAUUGACUCCUCUGACUUCACAUACCACUCUACCGCUCCAUGGACCGAUUCUGGCCGUACUAUCGGUGAAGAAGUUUUGGUCCCAACCAAGAUUUACGUCAAGCAAUUGCUUGGUCUGAUCAACGCUGGCCUUCUUCUUGGGUUGGCCCACAUCACUGGAGGUGGUCUUGUAGAGAACCUUCCAAGAGCUCUUCCAAAGCACUUGCAAGCACAAAUCGAUAUGAACUCCUGGGAAGUGCCUGCCAUCUUCAAGUGGUUCGGUAAGCAAGGUGGUGUUCCAUACGAUGACAUCCUCAAGACUUUCAACUUGGGUAUCGGUAUGGUUCUUAUCUUGAAGAAGGAGAAUGUCGAUGCUGUCUUGCAUAACUUGAAGGAAGCUGGCGAAACCGCCAUUGUCAUCGGGUCCUUAGCCACCAGACCUGAAGGAGAAGAAGGAUGUGUGGUUAGCAACGUUGAAGGUUUAUAUUGA
This is a messenger RNA of [Candida] anglica, 2446 nucleotides long. NCBI's taxonomy places the organism in Eukaryota, Fungi, Ascomycota, Pichiomycetes, Serinales, Debaryomycetaceae. The record is from the annotation of a GenBank genome assembly.